GAUAUAGCACAUGAUGUAAUCAGGUAGCAGGUGCUCUUCAUCUUUGCCCUCUAACCUUUGACCUGUCGCCAGUGUAUUCGACAAGCUUUCUCAGUUUCAAAUUUCGAGAAAACGGCAACGCAAAACGCUUCAAAAACUGUUUCAAUGAUUGCUCCAUUUUGAAGAAACGUUACAAGAAGCAGAUAAGAUGUCUCAGAAGGAUCCUCCGUACGGACUGUCCAAGGUCGUAACCUUGGCGGUGCUGCCAAGACUGUACAUGGAGGAGCUCGUCUUGGAGCUCGGGAGACGAUGCAUCGAAGCUCAAACCUCGUCAAGUCGUGAGGACCUCAUCGACACCCUGGCUGAUGUGAUCAUGCGCGAGUUCUGUGGACUGACGACCGGGUCUGUGGAAGACAGCUCAAACAAUGAGCCCAGUGAGAGUAGGGAGGCAGAUAGUGGGUCUUGCGGGAACUCGACACUCACCACAGAAAUCUUGAACUCGAGGAUGCGAACGCCCAGCACAGUCUCGCAGGUUUCUUCAAGCCACAAAAGGAAAAGGAGAGAAAAAGAGACCUCCACAAGAUCUGGCGUCUCGAUAACACCUCCAAGACGAUCACAAGAAAGCACCGAAGAACCCAGAAAUAAGAAACAACAAAGUUUAACAGACAAACACUGCUCUACAGCUGUCACAAGCACUGAUUAUGAAGAACUAACACAAGCAAACUUGUCCAGACGACUGGGCAAUGGAAGCUUAAAUGAAAAUGAAAGUCCGCAACUCGAGAGCAGUCCGUCGUCAGAUGUAGUUAUUGUUAAGGUUGAGCCAUCCGUGGAUAGAGAGAACGAGGGACAAACGUUGUGGAGAGAUUUCAGAGAAACAACAGAAGCUGUACAUGUACAGGACCAAGCAGACGUGGGGAGUGACUAUCUUGCGAGAAUGGAAGAGUGCACUAUGCAGCCGGGGGUCGGGAGGAGGUAUGGGGAUGUGCAUGGGGGUUUGGGGAACACUGGAGAGGCGGUUAGUGAGUGGUCCGUGGAGCAGAACAUGAUCGUGGAUGGAGGCGUCUCCAUGGAGAUGGGACACGCCCUUCUGAAUCAGCAACAGGAGAUGGAAAUGCCAGGUGAGUCCAGCUGCAGUACCGGUAAGCUCCACAGGUGUCCCCACUGCAGCUACACCACCACCUGGUCCUCUGUGCUGACCCGCCACCUGAGGACCCACACAGGGGAGAAACCCUUCAAGUGUCCCGACUGUGACUACUCAGCAUCGCAGAAGGGCACCCUGGACCGGCACUUGGCGGUGCACAGUGGAGAGAGGCCCUUUGUGUGUGUGGAGUGCGGCUACAGGGCUGUCGACAAGUCCCGACUGACGCGACACUACAAGUCUCACAGUUUGAACAAGCUCUUUGUGUGUGAGCUGUGUGGGUUCAGCACCCAGGAUGGGAGCCUGUUGGUAGCCCACGAAGCGACCCACGCAACACACCCAGCCGACCCGGGUGGUAACCCAUGUUAA
This is a messenger RNA of Branchiostoma floridae (Florida lancelet), 1486 nucleotides long. Its product is annotated as zinc finger protein 177-like. Gene Ontology annotation, cellular component: nucleus. The coding region runs from base 188 to 1486 and encodes 432 amino acids. Gene Ontology annotation, biological process: regulation of transcription by RNA polymerase II. The transcript is spliced from 5 exons. NCBI's taxonomy places the organism in Eukaryota, Metazoa, Chordata, Leptocardii, Amphioxiformes, Branchiostomatidae. The record is from RefSeq and is a predicted model, not a curated record. Gene Ontology annotation, molecular function: RNA polymerase II transcription regulatory region sequence-specific DNA binding; DNA-binding transcription factor activity, RNA polymerase II-specific.